Anopheles coustani is the source of this 6034-nucleotide messenger RNA. RefSeq names its product cell adhesion molecule Dscam2 (gene Dscam3). Bases 1 to 5970 code for a protein of 1989 amino acids. The transcript is spliced from 25 exons. Gene Ontology annotation, molecular function: cell-cell adhesion mediator activity. NCBI's taxonomy places the organism in Eukaryota, Metazoa, Arthropoda, Insecta, Diptera, Culicidae. The record is from RefSeq and is a predicted model, not a curated record. Gene Ontology annotation, cellular component: plasma membrane; axon. Gene Ontology annotation, biological process: homophilic cell-cell adhesion; axon guidance; dendrite self-avoidance.
AUGGAAGUGGUAAAAACUUCAGUAUCACGCUUGCCCGCCCUAGUACAAUACCUUACGCUGGCGAUACUCAUCAAGGAGACGCUCGCCUCGGAGAACCUGCAAAUGCCCAACUUUCUGCACGAGCUUCCGUCGACCAUACUGUUCAGCAAUGACACCGGGAACGCGCAGCUCGUCUGCCAGGCGUACGGCGGCCCGCAGAUGAUCAUCCAGUGGAUACUGAAGGACGGAACGCUGGUGAACAGCGUGCCGGGGUUGCGUCAAGCCCUGCCGAAUGGGACACUUUACUUUCCACCGUUCGCGGGCCACCUCUUUCGGACGGAUGUGCACGAUACGACCUAUCGGUGCCGGAUCAGCUACUCCUAUUACGUUCUGCUCAGCCACGACAUUCGCGUACGGGCAGUGGUCCGCCAGCCGUACGAGGUGAAAGUGGAUAGCGCAGAUGUGACGCUCGGCAACACGGCGUUCCUCAAGUGCUUCAUCUCCCCGCACGUCCGGGAGUUCGUCCAUGUGUCGUCGUGGUUCAGCGAGAAGGAGAUGCUCCUGCCCGGCCGCUCCGACAUCGGCACCCGGUACGUUGUCACCACGCCCGGCGGGGAACUGUGCAUACGGAACGUCAACGAGGAGGACAGAUUGAAGCGGUUCUCGUGCGUGACGGCCGACCGGCUGACGGGGGAACGCAAGACGAGCGAGGCGGUGCUGCUAACCCUCAAAGAUAACACCCCCAACAUGGCGCCAACCACCAGCCAGAAGUCGCUGAGCGAACUGUCGGUCGGCAAGGGAACGAGCGUGCAGUUGCCGUGCAAUGUCCAGGGAAAUCCGGUGCCCAGCUUCUCGUGGUUUCGCAUUUCUGACACCGGCUCGUUAUAUACCGUCCCGUCCUCGCAGCGGAUCGUGCCAUCGCAGUCGCUGCUGUUCAUACGCAGCGUCGACGAGCGGGAUGCCGGACGAUGGAUAUGCAAAGCGUUCAAUCAGUUCGGCGAGCAGAAGCUGGAAAUCCAUCUGACGAUCAGCAGCGAGCUGGUGGCGCACAUCCAUCCACAGAUCCAGAUCAUCAACUCGGGCAGCUCGGCGCUACUGAACUGCUCCAUCUUCGGCAGCGAGGUGCACAAGAUCGAAUGGUUUCACAACGGCCAGGAGCUGUUCGCUAACGGACGUACCGAGCGAAGCAUGAGCUUAUUGGCGGCGAACACACUCCAAAUUGAUAGGGUAAGCAAGAAGGAUCAAGGAAUUUAUCAGUGCAUUGUGUCGAACGCACGUAGCAGCGCUCAGGGCAGCUCGGAAUUGAAGCUCGGCGAAAGCCCACCGGAGAUAAGCUACGGCUUUGUGGUGCAGAAUGUGCGCGCCUCGGCGUACGUUUCGCUCAAGUGUUCGGCCGCCGGGUCGCCGCCACCGACGUUCGUCUGGCUGCUCGACUACCAGCCCAUCCUGGACGUGUCGUCGCUGCACCGUUACACGAUGGAUCAGUUCCUGGACAUCAACAGUCACGUCACGACGCACCUCAACAUCAGCCACGUGCACAGCGACGACGGGGGCCUCUACACCUGCCGCGCGUCCAACAGCAUGGGCUCGGCCUCGCACAAGGCGCGCCUCAACGUGUACGGACCACCGUACGUACGUGCCAUCGGGCCCAUCACGGCAGUGGCCGGCGAGCCGAUCGAGAUGCACUGCCCCUACUCCGGCCACCCGGUCCAGUCGGUGCGCUGGGUACGGGGCGGAAAUGAACUGGUUUCCGGGCCACGGUACAGCGUGGCGGACGUGCAGCGGGGUGGGUUUUUGAAGAUACAUACCAUCGACCCGGCGCAGGACCGCGGCUCCUACACGUGCAUCGUGACGGGUGCGAGCGGGGACGAAGGGCGCCGGGAGCUGCAAUUAGUGGUACACAGCCCACCCGUGAUCGAGCCGUUUGCGUUCCCGAAAACGAUGAAGGUGGGCGGAAGGGCGCAGCUGACCUGCUCCGUUUCGGCCGGCGACAUGCCGAUCUACUUCAGCUGGAAGAAGGACGGCGCACCGAUCGCGCAGGACCUGCACGUGAGCGAGAAGAAGGAGGAGUUCUUCUCGCUGCUGGUGCUGAAGGACAUCACGGCGCGCCACAGCGGUCGGUACACCUGCUUCGCCACCAACACCGCCGCCCAGACCAACUACACGGCCGAGCUGCUGGUGCAGGUGCCCCCGUCCUGGACGCACGAACCGCACGACAUCGCCAUCGUGCUCGGGCACCCGAUCGUGCUGCCGUGCGAGGCGGACGGCUUCCCGCAGCCCCGCAUCACCUGGUUCCGGGGCAAGGGCAAGCUGUCCACCGACUUCCACUCGAUUGCCUCGAAGAACAACUCGCUCAGCAUCAACUACGCGACGUCGCCGGACGCAGGCUACUACAUGUGCGAGGCGUCCAACGGCAUUGGGAACAGCCUGAAGAAGAUCAUUCACAUCGCCGUGAACGAGGCGGUCCAUUUCGACACGCCGGUGAAGAACGUGUCCGCCCGCCGGAACGAUGCCGUCAUGCUCGAAUGUUUGGCGCUCGGCGAUGAACCAAUCAACAUCAUCUGGACGCACAAGCACCAGCGGAUCGAUUUCAAUAACUAUCGCUACAACAUUAUCGAAAUGAAGGAAGCCGUCGGCGUGCGAUCGCAAUUAUCGAUCAGCCUGACCGAGCGGUACGACUCGGGCAAGUACGUCUGCACGGCGGAGAACCUGUACGGCACGAGCGAGCACGUCAUCUAUCUGGCGGUCCAGGAGCGGCCGGACGCGCCGUCCGACCUGGAGGUGAUGGAGGUGUCCAGUCGCCAGAUCCGGCUGUCCUGGAAGCGCCCGUACGACGGCAUGUCGCCGGUGCUGAGCUAUCUCGUGCAGUACCAACCGGUCCGGAUGGGACGGGAGGUGCUCGCUCCGGACAGUCCGGUCGGGCCGAGUACGGUCGCCGUCUGGGACAGUGCGCUCACCGUCAACGUCACCUUCUCGAAGGUGAAUAUGAUUAAAAGUAGCAUCGACGGGGGCGUGCGUGACGAAACGACGGUCGGGAGUUUGCUGCCGGCGACGCAGUAUCUGCUGCGCAUGCUGGCCAUCAACGAGAUCGAGUGCUCCUCCUUCACGAACCCGCUGGUGGUGCGAACGCAGGAGGAAGCCCCCAGUGAGGCACCGGGCGGGCUGAAGGUGAAGGCGGGCGCCAUGGGCGAGCUGGUGCUAACGUGGCAGAUCCCGAACCGGGCCUCCUGGAACGGCGAGCUGCUCGGCUACACGGUUGGCUGCGUGGAGGAGCGCACCAACAUCAACUUCAUCGCCAGCCCCUCGUCCAGCGUGGCCAACACGACGCACACCGUGCACGGCUGGGCCACGACGAAGACGAGCGUCGGCGGGCUGAAGAAGUUCACGCGGUACGCGUUGCGCAUCCGCACCUACAACAGCAUCGCCCCCGGCCCCUGGAGCCCCGUCGUCUACGGCACGACGUCGGAGGAUGCGCCCGAGGCGGCCCCACAGAACGUCUCCUGCGCCAGCCUGUCCUCGCAGAGCGUCAAGGUGCUCUGGCAGGAACCACCUCCGCAGUUCCACAACGGCGUCCUGCAGGGCUACAAAAUCCUCUACCGGCCGCUCACGAAAAACAACGAGUUUGUGUAUCCGUUCGAAAUCAAGCGCACCUCGAACCUGGAGACCUAUCUGCACGCGCUGCUGAAAGCGACCAACUACUCCAUCCAGGUGCUCAGCUUCACCCUUUCCGGGGACGGCGUGGCCAGCGCACCGAUCUACUGUGCCACCGAGGAGGAUGUCCCGGAGGCACCGGGCGGUAUUAAAGCUCUUACACUGACAGCCGACUCUAUCCUGGUGUCCUGGCUUCCGCCGGCCCAUCCGAAUGGCGUCAUCACACAUUACACUGUCUACGGGAAGGAGCACGGCAAGAAGGGCUCGGCAAAGCACAACAUCGUGCGCGUGGACGAGAGAGGGCGACCGUCGAUGCACGAGGUGCGGGGCCUGAGCGAGAACAACAAGUACGACUUCUGGGUGACGGCGUCGACGGCCAAGGGCGAGGGAGAUCCGACGCCGGUGGUGUCGCAGACGACGAGCACGCGGGCCCCGGCCAAGAUUGCGUCCUUCUCGCGCCUCCUGAAGGUACCGGUCGGGGUCGAGCUCGUGCUGGAGUGCGUCGCCGUCGGCAACCCGACGCCCCGGACGCGCUGGCUAACGAAGGAGCAGGCCGUCACCUUCAGCCAGUACUACGUGAUCUCGCAGGGCUUCCUGAAGAUCCACAGCGUCGAGCCGCCGAUCGCCGGCAACUUCACCUGCUCGGCCAAGAACCUGUUCGGCGAGGACGAGAUCCACUACACGCUGGUCGCCCUGCAGACCCCGAACGUGACGCAGCUGUCGGUGCAGUACACGUCCUUCGACAGUCUGCGCGUCACGUGGGAGGUGGCCAGCGACGGCGGAGCCCCGAUUCAGGGCUAUGGGCUGUACUUCCGCACCACCGGCGGCCCGUGGACGAGCGUGCCCAUCCCGAGCGACCAGGUGGCGUACACGCUGAACGGGCUCAAGUGUGGCACGCAGUACCUCCUCAAGAUCAACGCCCACAACAAGGUUGGCGUGGGCCCGUUCACCGAGGAGUUGGCCGUGCGCACCAAAGGCAAGGCUCCACACAUUCCCGAGGAACGGGAGCUGUUCAGUACAAACGCGACCUGCCUGAGCCUGUUCCUCACCUCCUGGCUGAACGGAGGCUGCCCCAUAUCGCACUUCUCGAUCGAGUACCGGCGGCUGCACACACCCUUCUGGACGAUCGUGUCCUCCGACCUGUCCGGCACGGACCAGCACACCAACGGGAGCAUCUCGUUCUGCGACUUCGUGCCGGCGACCUGGUACGAGCUGAAGAUAACGUCCAACAACGAUGCGGGCAAAACGAUGGCCCAGUACAACUUCGCCACGCUGACGCAGUCGGGCGAGAAGAUUCCCCCGCCGGAGUACAAGGCGAUCCCGGAGGAGGACCGCGACACGGAUCUGCUGCACCAGGAGGACUUCCAGUGGCUCCAAUCGGCCGUAAUGGUGGUGACGCUCAUCGUGGUCGUCCUGUGUCUAGUUGUCGUGGCAAAGUAUCGUGGCGUUCUGUGCUUCACCAACCACUCCGAUCGCUACAGCACGCAGACACUGUCGGCGGAUCUGAGCCUGAAGGAGCAGUCGGAGAACGUGCGCAACCAGCAGGUGUACAGUGCGUCCCCGGUGAAGGUGAUCAACAAGGAAGAGAAUGCGGAAAUGUACGAAAUUUCGCCGUACGCCACGUUCAACGCCAGCACGGGUCGGUUGUGCAAGGAGCCACGCAGCCUCAACCCGUCGAACAUCGAUUACUCGUUGCAGUUCCGCACGUUCGGACAUCCGGAGUGCGACCUGAACGCCACCGCCUACCCGCUGCUGGAGGCCACCGGGCACAUGCCGGGACAUAUCAAGGGAAAAUCGAGCUGGCACAAGCAGCAGUUCUACAAUACGGAUGAAACCCCGCUCAAUAUGCCCAACUCAACGAAAGCCAUGGGAGGCAAAUGGGAUGAUGGCGCCCUGCGGCGCAUGGGCCAGCGCAGCUUCGGUCCGAGCAACUACUCCGAGUCGGACAGCAGCAGCCCCAUCAAUGAGUUCUCGAACGCACCCACCUUUAGGAUACCAUCGAAAACCCCUUGCCCAACGAGCAUAUUGCAUCACGAGUCGAGCACGGAAUCCAUCAAAGAACUGUCACCGGUAAGGGAUCACCAUCGGGCCAAUACGCCCCGCCACGUGCAGGCGACCGCCGCCAAGGGCCACUUCGGCCAUCCGCUGCGGACCAAGGACAAUCAUUGCCUCGACAUGCAGCCAUCUUCAAGUACGCACAGAUACCACAAUAAGACCUACGUGACAGCGGCCGAAUUUAGCGAAACGGAAAGUGAUCGUGAGCGGGCGCUAGAUCUCGAGGUUCAGCGAGCCAUGGAAAAGGCUAUACGGCAGGACGAGUGCAAGUCGUCGACGAGAUAGAGCGAUGCGAAACGAAAUGGAAAACACAAAGAUUUGAAUCCUCCUCAGCCAAUCAAAACACUCA